UGAAUAAACAAUAUGGUGGUUGUACAGCCGAAGUGUUGAAGACAUCAAUGAAUAAUCUGUCGUAUUAAACCAAAUCAUAACUAUUAAAGUCUGAAGGUGGUCCGCUAGUCCCGAAUGAAGGUGGUGAAUCUAAAACAGGCCAUUCUGCAGGCCUGGAAGGAGAGGUGGAGUGAUUACCAGUGGGCCAUCAACAUCAAGAGAAACUGCCCUAAAGGAGUAACAUGGGACUACCUCAAUCUCGCAGAGGCGCUCAUGGAGCAGGCUCUGAUUGGACCCUCUCCGAACCCUCUGAUCCUGUCAUACCUGAAGUACGCCAUCAGUUCUCAGAUGGUGUCUUACUCCAGUGUGCUUACAGCCAUGAGUAAGUUUGAUGACUUCUCACGGGAGCUGUGUGUGAAAGCCCUGCUGGAGAUCAUGGACAUGUUCUCCCAUCGCCUCAGCUGCUACGGGAAGGCUGAGGAGUGUAUCGGGCUGUGUCGCUCGCUGCUGGGUGCAAUCAUGUGUGUGUGUGUGUGUGUCUCCAGCUGCUACGGGAAGGCUGAGGAGUGUAUCGGGCUGUGUCGCUCGCUGCUGGGUGCAGUGGUGUGGCUGCUGCAGGGCUGUGCCUGGUACUGCGAGCGCCUCUGGGAACAGCAGGGGGCGCCAGCGGGCCAGGGAGUCCCAGCCACAGCUUCUGCUGCCGGGGGAGAGGCCAGCCUCAAGGCCUGCCAGGACCGGCUCGAGAACCUCAUCAAGAGCACCAAGAACCGGGCACUCAUCCACAUCGCCAGAGUAGAGGAACAGGCAUCGUGGGCCAAUGUGGAGCAGGCUUUGAUCAAGCUAACAGAAAACCUCAGCAGCCUAAACAACCAGACUCUCAGAGCCAAACUGGAGGAGAGUGUGUCUCUAGUCAAGAGUAUCCCUCAGAUGUUGUCGGUGCAGUCUGAUCCACCUCUCCACACCUCCUUCCCCUCCGUCCACGCCUUCAUCAUGCUGGAGGGCACCAUGAACCUGACGGGGGACACACAGCCGCUGGUGGAGCAGCUCAUGAUGAUCAAGAGGAUGCAGCGUAUCCCUGCCCCGUUGUUUGUACUGGAGAUCUGGAAGGCUUGCUUCACCGGGCUCAUCGAGUCUCCAGAGGGCACAGAGGAGCUCAAGUGGACCGCCUUCACCUUCCUCAAGAUCCCUCAAGUCCUGUUGAGACUGAAGAAAUAUCCCCAGGGUGACAAAGUACAGCAGGACUUCAUGGACGAUGUGAACACUGCCUUUGAGUACCUGCUGAAGCUCACACCACUGCUGGACAAGGCUGACCAGAGAUGCAACUGUGACUGCCUGGGUCUGCUGCUGCAGGAGUGUAAUAAGCUGGGCCUUCUCUCGGAGUCCAACACUGCCAACCUCACUGCCAAACGGGAGUUCGCCCCACGUCUCAAAACAGCAGAGAACGCAAACAUCCAGCCCAACCCAGGACUAAUACUGAGGGCAGAACCUACAGUCACCAACAUCCUCAAGACAGUGGAUGCAGACCAUUCCAAGUCACCGGAGGGGCUUCUGGGAGUUUUGGGUCACAUGCUGUCGGGGAAGAGUCUUGACCUCCUCCUUGCUGCAGCUGCAGCCACUGGCAAACUCAAGUCCUUCGCCCGCAAGUUCAUCAAGUUGAACGAGUUCCCCAAGCACAUGAGCGGAGAAGGAUCUAAAUCAGCAUCUGUGCGAGCGCUGCUGUUUGACAUCUCCUUCCUCAUGCUUUGCCAUGUGGUGCAGACAUACGGCUCAGAGCUGAUCCUGUCUGAGCCCAGUCCGUCGGGCGAGGUGCCCUUCUUUGAGACGUGGCUGCAGACCUGCAUGCCCGAGGAGGGGAAGACCCUGAACCCCGACCACCCCUGCUUCCGGCCCGAGUCCGGCAAGGUGGAGAGCCUGGUGGCGCUGCUCAACUCCGCCUCCGAGAUGAAGCUCGUUCAGAUGAAGUGGCAUGAGAUCUGCUUGAACACACCUGGAGCCAUCCUGGAGGUUCUGAAUGCCUGGGAGAACGGAGUGCUCUCUGUAGAGAAUGUGCAGAAGAUCACAGAUAACAUUAAAGGGAAGGAUUACAACAGCCUGUUCCCAUUGGACGACACGCAGCCAUCUAAGCUGAUGCGACUGCUGAGCUCCAAUGAGGAUGAACCAGUGAUGCUAUCCAGCCCAGGUGAUCGGACCAUGAGCACCUCUCUGUCUGCCUCCCAGCUCCACGCCGUCAACAUGAGAGACCCCCUCAACCGAGUCUUGGCCAACCUGUUCCUGCUCAUCUCCUCCAUCCUGGCGUCUAAGACGGCGGGGCCUCACACCCAGUUUGUGCAGAGCUUCAUGGAGGAGUGUGUGGAGUGCCUGGAGCAGGGCAGCCGAGGGAGCAUCCUGCAGUUCAUGCCCUUCACCAUGGUCUCUGAGCUGGUGAAGUUGCCUGCGCUGGCAAAGCCCAGAGUGGUCUUGUCCAUUUCUGACCUAACCUUGCCACUUGGUCGGAGAGUAGCAGCUAAAGCUAUCGCUGCACUGUAGGACACACACACACACACACACACACACACUCACACUCACACUCACACACACACACACACACACGGCUGUCUGUUCACUCUCUUUGACUCAGUUUAUCGCAUCUCAACUAAGGCACACCAAAAUAAUCUGAGAACACACAGAUUGUUCCAUCUCGCCCCACACACUCAUACACUCACUCACACUCCCUUACACACACUCACACUCCCUUACACACACUCACAUAAACUAUUAUGGUUUGCAUGCAUUCUCUCUCUCUCUCACUCUCUCUCUCUCACACACACAAACACACAGACACACACCUCUGAUAACUCAAGACCAUGUCUCAUCUGUCCUUUUGUCUCUCUCUCUCACACACACACACACACACACACACACACACACACACACGCCAUCUGCUCUUUGCCUCUGGCUCAACCACACAUUCUCUCCUCAAAAACAAAGACGCGCACAAAGACACCAUGUGUGUCCUCGUGGGACACAGCGCAGACCGAAGACGGAAGACGCCGGAACACAAAGCCUCUCAUUCACACCUCUCCCUUCAUCUAGUGCUCCAGUGAUGAAGCGCUCGUCACAUGAGCGCCUUACAGCCUCCACCUCUCCCCUCCCCACACACACACACACACACACACACACACCUCUCCCCUCCCCUCCCUGGGUCCAGACUCCAGCCUCAUGGCAGGGCCGCUGUGGCUCUCAAUCUGCCCCAUCUUCUCUUAGUCCCGGUGCCUAGGUGCCUGUUGACCCUGGGCCAAACCCAACCCAGAUCUGGGCCAAACCCAACCCAGAUCUGGGCCAAACCCAACCCAGAUCUGGGCCCGUUUUACUCCACAUCAGAACCAGAUGUCCGGCAGCUCUUAUCUGUCUGUGGUGAGUGAGGACUGGUUGCCCUCUCACCCAAAUACCCCAGUACCCACCCACCACCUCACCCCACUCUCUGUAUUGUGUUAUCUGAGCCAAGGCCUUGUGCAACAGCACAUCGCUCUUCCAGUCUUCCCCUGCCUACAUUUUUGUACAUUACCCGGGUUUCCAUGGAGACCUGCUCUGUUCUGAUCCUUGUUUCCACAGUGACUGGAAUGUCGUUGCCAUGUGAACACAAUGCCAACUCCCCUAUGUUCUCCCCCUGCUCAUUCGAGAGGGGCGCCUUGAGAGCACCUUGAGUGGAAGGUGAAGAUUGGACUGGCUGUAUGCUUUACUGUUGCAGAGCAGUGGGAGCACUUAGCCUGACUUCUGCAGACAUAUUAUUAACAAUAAAAGCUAUUUUCCAUGUU
Messenger RNA from Clupea harengus (Atlantic herring), 3773 nucleotides. RefSeq names its product mediator complex subunit 24 (gene med24). The coding region runs from base 115 to 2505 and encodes 796 amino acids. Gene Ontology annotation, cellular component: mediator complex. Gene Ontology annotation, molecular function: transcription coregulator activity. The transcript has 23 exons. The record is from RefSeq and is a predicted model, not a curated record. Lineage: Eukaryota; Metazoa; Chordata; Actinopteri; Clupeiformes; Clupeidae. Gene Ontology annotation, biological process: positive regulation of transcription initiation by RNA polymerase II.